AAUUACAAAACGAAAACAACAUCAAGUUUGGUAUUAUAAUAGCAUUAAUGUUUUUAGAUCCAACAUAUGAUCAAGUCAAAAUUGUGUCUUCAAAAGUUCAGAAACGAAUGGACAAAUGGGAUUCUAAUCUAAUUCUUCAAGGUAAAGAACCUUUAGAAAAUAAUAACGAUAUGACUAAUUAUGUUAAUAGUAAUAACAAACACGAUACACACUUUUCUGACAACCAAGAAAUUAAUUUAAAUAAUGCUGAAAAUGAAGAUUAUAAUAGUAAAAACGGAAUGGAAGAUUAUUUAAAAAAAAUCAAUGCUGAAAAUACUGAUGGUGAUGGUGAUAGUGAAAUUAUUCGUUUUAAAUGUAAUUAA
Funneliformis caledonium is the source of this 362-nucleotide messenger RNA. The record is from the annotation of a GenBank genome assembly. NCBI's taxonomy places the organism in Eukaryota, Fungi, Glomeromycota, Glomeromycetes, Glomerales, Glomeraceae.